Molecule: messenger RNA, 3422 nt
Organism: Marmota flaviventris (yellow-bellied marmot)
Lineage: Eukaryota; Metazoa; Chordata; Mammalia; Rodentia; Sciuridae
Gene: Lratd2
Product: LRAT domain containing 2
Source: RefSeq, a predicted model, not a curated record
GGGCCCCUCCCAAUUUCCCUCGGCUUCCACCUCCCUGCGGGUGGCCGCAGCCCCUGUCCGGGGACCUGUGCCAAUGACCCUAGUGGCGGUUUCGCUUUCUCCCCUCGCGGCGGUGUGAACGUGUGUCCACAGCGUGAUGGGCAACCAGGUGGAGAAACUGACCCACCUAAGUUACAAGGAAGUUCCAACGGCCGACCCUACUGGUGUGGACCGGGACGACGGUCCCCGCAUCGGUGUCUCUUAUAUCUUUUCCAAUGACGACGAGGACGUGGAGCCACAGCCACCGCCCCAAGGGCCGGAUGGCGGUGGUUUGCCUGACUGUGGGGAGCGGCCGCCGCUACCCCCGCCGCAGCCUUACGACCCGCGGCUACACGAGGUAGAGUGCUCAGUGUUCUAUCGCGACGAGUGCAUCUACCAGAAAAGCUUUGCGCCGGGCUCGGCGGCGCUGAGCACUUACACACCGGAGAACCUGCUCAACAAGUGCAAUCCAGGCGACCUGGUGGAGUUUGUGUCUCAGGCGCAGUACCCGCACUGGGCGGUAUACGUGGGCAACUUCCAGGUGGUCCACCUGCACCGGCUGGAGGUGAGCAACAGCUUUCUGACUGACGCGAGCCAGGGCCGACGCGGCCGUGUGGUCAACGAUCUGUACCGCUACAAGCCUCUGAGCCCCAGUACCGUGGUGCGCAACGCGCUGGCGCACGUGGGCGCCAAGGAGCGCGAGCUCAGCUGGCGCAACUCAGAGAGCUUUGCCGCCUGGUGCCGCUAUGGCAAGCGCGAGUUCAAGAUCGGCGGCGAGCUGCGCAUCGGCAAGCAGCCCUACCGCUUGCAGAUUCAGCUCUCGGCUCAGCGCAGCCACACGCUGGAGUUCCAGAGCCUGGAGGACUUGAUCAUGGAGAAGCGGCGUAACGACCAGAUCGGACGCGCGGCGGUUCUGCAGGAGCUCGCCAUGCACCUGCACCCAGCGGAGCCUGACGAGGGCGACAGCGAUGUGGCGCGGACUACGCCGCCUCCCAGGCCCACCCCUUCACCAGGCUUGGAGGGGGAGGAUGGAGAGGCAGUGGCACACUGACGGGCGAGUGGAGGGCAGCGCUGCAAGAGGGAGCUAUUUGCAGUAGCUGCUGCCCCUUUUCAUCUCCUCUUCCUCCCUUCCUCCCUCCUUCCUCUGCCGCCACUUGGGCCCCACUGGGAUUCCUGGGCCCUUUGGAAAAUGGAGAGUUGGAGAAAUACGCAGCCGGCUGUGAACAGGGAAGGAGGAAGGGAACAGAGGGAGCAGGUAGGAGUACUUUUGAGUGGAUAGUAUUUCCUUCCAGGCCCCCUCAGGCUUGUCUUCCUUUCUGUUGUGGGAUGAACUGAACGAUAAGACUUGCUUAAUCUGGGUUCAGAAUCGACCCUUAAACACGCAAGGUUGGAGAAAAGUUCAGAGUACCUAUCAGAGCCCUGCCAUUGCCUCUGCUUCCCCGUCUACACUGAGCUCAGAGCAUGCCUGGUACAAAGGCCAGAGGGGGGUUGGGGAGGCGCCACCAUGGCCAGCGCCUAGAGCUGCUUUUCAUCUUCCCCCGCUGAGCUGUGAGUGGGAUCCAGAAGGCUGGUGUGAUUUAUUUUAUGGGAUUCCUGGGGCGCUAGGCUGGUGAAACCAUGACGUGGUCUGUGACCAUCAGACCAAAACCAAGCAGCCCCCUAUUAAGUGUAACAAAUAGUUGAACAAACUACCUCCCUUCUCCAUCCUCAAGUAAUUCGUCUUCCGGAGCUUAGUCUCUUGCUCCACCCGCCCCUUUCCAGGUUACAAGUAAAUCAUUGUCAAGGGCCAGUCAGGGGAAGGAUUCAAUUAAGGUUCAGUUCUGCGCCUUUGUUUUUCUGCCUGCUGUUGUAGGCACUUAGAGCUGCAGUUAUUUGUUAGCAAAGGAGAGAAUAGCCCUUUGUGUCUGUGAUCUAAUUAAACCUGCUUUUGCUGGUCCACAGGUCACAGAUGGGGUUGGCUUGUGCCACCCCAUAAAGUAUCCACUAGGGAAGCAGCUGAACGGUGCUGCCCUGGCAAGAAUUAGUUAAUUUCCUCUUUGACUUCCUUCCUGCCCUUUCAAAAAUAGCUUUGGUGGUGAUCCUGUGAUUUUUCUUCCUUUUUAAAAAAUUUUCCUCUCACUGGCCCAUCUCCCUCACCUUCUCUCCUGUUCUGCUGCUGGUGGUAAAAUCUUGGGCUUGAGACCUGUUUCAUUAGGAGGAUACUUAUUUUGCCAGCCACACUUGAUGCAUUUUAAUUCAAGGGGCAAAGUCUUAUUAAUACUGCGACAGUCUCCUUGUUGCUUGGAGAGCACCCCUUCAGAGCUUUUGCAGUUAAGAGGGGUGACCUCCAUUACAGAUGCCACCUGGUGUAGUCAGCACAGAAUCUGAUGACAGCCCUAAAACAUAGGUUGGUAGCUAUGGCACCUGGUAGUGGCAGCCUAACAGCUGGAAUAGAGCCCUACUUGAGUAAUCCACAACCACCUUUUCAUCCUUGGGCUUUUUGCUUGGAGAGCUCUAAAUCAAGGCAGUGAGACUUAAGGAUUUUCUUGUCUGCUUCCUUUUUUCAGACAUAGAAGUUGAGGCCAUAAUUUUUAAAUGCCCAGAUCUUCUUAUAUCCCACCAUGAAACCUUUCUGUCAUAGGGCAUUAGCUGUGCUCCUAAUUUAACAAUGAUCACCAAACAGGUCCUGUUCCUUUGAUUGUUAAAAGUGAACCACACUCUAGCCCUGCUUGACUUUGAAGGAAAACCAGUCUCCCUUGGAAAUGGAGGUCUAGUUUUCAUGUUUAAUACUCACAGCUUUGCAUUCAUAUUCUCUCGCUCAUGGAAGAGCAGUACAAGUUAAAAUUGGGUGAAGACAUUUAGGAGAAUUUAUAUCUAACAGAUGGGAGGACCACUGUCCAGGUGGUAGGAAAUAAAAGAAAAAGUUGUCACUGCCCCACAACUCUGGGCUAGAGAACACCCCCUCCACCUCCGUCUGCUGGUCACACUGAGUGUAGCAGUGAGUGUGUUUUGUUCAAAAUGAGAUGCCUUGAAAGUCUCAACUUGAAGGAAAAGCGCCUAUAAAACCCACUGAGCUACUGUGUGCUCAGUUAAGGAGCAGACCACUCCAAGAAGAGGCUUUUGAUAAUGGCUUGAAAAUGGACUAGAAUAGGAAAUAGAUCUGUGCCAGAUGAUCCUUCCUGGAACAUAGUGCCAGUGUUUCUACGGGGCACCAGAGAUGCUAAAUGUGUAAUACUUAGGAAUAGGGGAUUCCACUGGAAAUUUUUUUAGGCGUAUAAUGCUUAAAGAAAAGCCACAACCAACUGGUGAAGGCUCCAAGAAAGAGGGUCAGAUCAACUCUUGGUUCUUAAGAUGGCAGUGUUGUGGAGAAGUGAUUCUUUUUUUUUUUUUAAUGCCCCGGCAAAGGCUACAUCUGGCACUUUAGA